AUGUUAGAACUUGGUCGGAAUAUUUCAAUUGAUUCACAUUUAAAUGAAUGGUUUUAUGGAUUUAUGAACAGGUGGAAAGAUGAUUUGAAAUUAGUAAAAGAUGUGAAAUUGGAAAAAGUUCGAUCAACAGCUUGUACAAAGGAAGUAGUCGUGAAAUGGUUUGCUCAUUUAAAAGAUGUUCUGACAACACAUAAUUUAUUCAAUCGUCCUGAUGCUAUAUGGAACGUGGACGAGUCAGGGUUCACCGAUGACCCGGGUCGGAAGCAAGUUGUUGUAACACGAUCAAAUAAACAUCCAACAUCUUCUCAUAGUGGUUCCGGAAAGUCUCAUACUACGGUGCUUAUAUGUGCUUCUGCAAUUGGAGAGUGUUUACCUCCAUAUUUAAUACAUCGUGGUGUUCGUUUGUACGACAUUUGGUGUCCCAAGAACGGAUUUCCAGGCACAAGAUACAAUGUCUCACCAACAGGUUGGGUUGAAGAGCCCAUAUUUUUUGAUUGGUUUUCUCGCCAAUUUUUACCUGCCAUUAAAUCUAUUAAACGACCUGUCAUUCUUAUAUAUGAUGGACACUAUACUCAUAUUUCAACUCGUAUCAUUAAAAUGGCAAUGAAUAAUGAUGUGAUAAUUGAAUGUCUUCCACCUCACACCACCACAAUUUUACAACCACUUGAUCUUGUUACUCUCACCAAGGUCAAGACUGCGUGGCGUCAAUUAUUACGUAAACAUAAUUUACAAACAAAUUCAGCACCAAUUGAUAAGGUCAAAUUUGCAUUAUUGAUUAAAGAAUUAUGGGAAAAUCAUUUGCUAAAAUCCCAUUGUCAAGGAGGCUUUUCCAGAGCAGGGAUUUUUCCCUUUGACCCUCGUGCUGUUUCGACAGAAAAACUACUAUCACCUCCAUCAUCUGUAACUUUACAAAGUAAUCAAACAUCUUCUAUUACACAAUCAGAUACAGAUGAUAUUCUUCAUCGUCAGAAUCACAGUUCCGGGAUACCUCGUACUAUUAAUCGUUCUUCAUCUUGUAUCAAUUUAUCUACUAACGGUGAGUGA
Messenger RNA from Rotaria sp. Silwood2, 1044 nucleotides. Lineage: Eukaryota; Metazoa; Rotifera; Eurotatoria; Philodinida; Philodinidae. The record is from the annotation of a GenBank genome assembly.